AUGUUAAAUACAGAUCGAGUCUUCACCUCGCUCAGAUCGAUCAAUCUUGUAUUGAUUGGUGCUGUACUCCUGAUCAUGUUGAUGAUGAUGAAUGCAUCGACAUGUCUCGGUAUUUCUGCUGGCAAAGGAAAGCUCAAUUCCAAAUUGUGGAAAAUCACAAAAUUGGCCGCCACCACCACCAACGCAACAACAGCAUGGCCACAAAUUGGUUUCGAUUCCAUGCAUACGAGACGUGUUCCUUACUUGGUGGAUCAUUCUGAUUUUGCCACCAAUCUUUCCGUUCCAUUCCUUCAUGAUAAUUCCUACUCUUACAAUUCGGUUAUCUUUCACACUGGUUUACAGAAAUUGAUCAUGCCAGUGGGACAAGUUUAUUCCAAACCAAAUGUACAAAUCAUUUACUUGGUUGGAUUUUAUUUGAUUGAUGUAAAAAGUGGAAAGGCAGAAAAAACACCUUUCCAAUUAGAACAGAGAUACUCAAUGGAGAAUAAUUUACUUCUCGAUUCCAAGGGAAUGCUCUAUGUUCCAGUGUAUGAUAAUUUGAAUCGUUCUGGCACUAGUUUACUCAAAAUUAACACCAAUGAUUGGACCUCAUUUUCCAUUACUCCUUUAACACCUUCCUAUCAACAAGUUAGUUCCAUAAUUUCAGAGGAGAAUAAUUGUCUUGUUUUCUUGGCAUCCAAAUGGUUGAGUUGCAUUGAUUUGGAUAAUCCAAAAAAUGUCAAAUGGAAUAUCACAACUCCUGAGGAACCAUAUGGAGCUAGUCAAAUGUUGAUGGCCAGGGAGAAGGAUCAAGAUUUUAUUUACGUGUCAUUGAUGCAUUACAUUAUGAAGAUUUCAGUUUCUUCUGGAAAAGUCAUUAAUUCUGUUAGUAUUGGAACAUAUUUCCUUUCCUCAAUUAAUCAUAUGGGAGUGGAUGGAUUUUUAUCAUUUUCAUUUUCUAAUCCAACUCAUUUUGGUGUCAUGCACGUUGAUUCUGGAAAUUACAACUCUGUUCCACAUUUUGGAAUUGUUGGGGUGGGAUUUAUGGUUUCUCUCACUUAUUUAGAUCAUUCCUUAUUGUCCUCCUACGUUUUCAAAACAGUUGUCUUUUCAAGUGAGGCCAGAACCACCAGUAGAGCUAUUCACAUUUACACAACUCUAGUUCAUGUGAGUAGUGACACAAGUGUCAAAAUCUCCAAACCAUUUGCCUUCUUUGGAACUGAUUUGAAUACCAGUUACGAAGUCCCAAGAGCAAGCAUUGCAAAGGACAACUCAAAACUUGUCUAUUACACCAAUGGAAGCUACAGUGUUUUUGAUAUUAGUAAAGGAAAGGUCGAGAAGGUUGUGCCAUCAAAGUGGAACUUUGGAUAUGCCAAUAUUAUCACUGCUGAUAAUGGCAGAGUUUAUAGCAUGGUUGAAAAUGCAAAUCUUGGCCUAGAAUCGUAUAAAUUACAAUAA
Messenger RNA from Naegleria gruberi, 1437 nucleotides. RefSeq lists its product as uncharacterized. NCBI's taxonomy places the organism in Eukaryota, Heterolobosea, Eutetramitea, Acrasida, Naegleriidae. Bases 1 to 1437 code for a protein of 478 amino acids. The record is from RefSeq and is a predicted model, not a curated record. The transcript has a single exon.